This is a messenger RNA of Colletotrichum orchidophilum, 222 nucleotides long. RefSeq lists its product as uncharacterized. The coding region runs from base 1 to 222 and encodes 73 amino acids. The transcript has 2 exons. NCBI's taxonomy places the organism in Eukaryota, Fungi, Ascomycota, Sordariomycetes, Glomerellales, Glomerellaceae. The record is from RefSeq and is a predicted model, not a curated record.
AUGCUUCUCCAGCCUACUCAAAUCGUUGCCCUCGCCCUCGGACUGCUGUCCGCCACCGCCGUCGCUGCGCCUGCGGAGCAGUUGGAAGCUCGUCAACAGCAGCCCAAGGAAGUUGGUGCCUGCUACGAUACUCAGUUCGCUUGCGACUUCCAGGGAUGUUUUGCCGAUUUCGGAUGCGAUCAGAUCAGCGGCGGAACUGCCUGGUGCUGCCGGAAUGGCUAA